Messenger RNA from Pyrus x bretschneideri (Chinese white pear), 2740 nucleotides. Its product is annotated as dihydrolipoyllysine-residue succinyltransferase component of 2-oxoglutarate dehydrogenase complex 2, mitochondrial. Gene Ontology annotation, biological process: tricarboxylic acid cycle. The record is from RefSeq and is a predicted model, not a curated record. Lineage: Eukaryota; Viridiplantae; Streptophyta; Magnoliopsida; Rosales; Rosaceae. Gene Ontology annotation, molecular function: dihydrolipoyllysine-residue succinyltransferase activity. Gene Ontology annotation, cellular component: oxoglutarate dehydrogenase complex.
AUGCUUGGCGUUCUAAGGCGAAGAGUCGUUUCCGGAGGCUCCUCUGCUUCGAUUUUGGGGCACUCACUGCUGUCAAUCCGACCUGUUGCAAAAUCGGAGAUUUUACUUCAACCCAAAGGAGGAUUAGACCGUAUUCGAAACCUUUCUCACCUCAUUUUUGCAGGUUCCUCGCCUUGUAGCAGGACAACGAGGAAUGUCAGUGGCUACAUUCUGCCAGAGCCUAUCAGGCAAAUGUGGAGCAGGCCCUUUUCUUCUGAUGCAGGGGAUAUGGUUGAUGCCUUCGUCCCUUUUAUGGGUGAAUCUAUCACUGAUGGCACUUUGGCGAAAUUCUUGAAGAUUAUGCUCAAGCCUGGUGAUAGGGUUGCAGUUGACGAACCAAUUGCUCAAGUUGAAACAGAUAAGGUUCUGAUUGAUGUUACUAGUCCUGAAUCCGGUGUGAUCCAAAAGUUUGUGGCCAAUGAAGGGGAUACUGUCGAACCAGGCACCAAGAUUGCUGUUAUCUCAAAGUCUGGUGAAGGUGUAGACAAUGUCAGUCCAUCUGAGAAGACAUCGGAGAUAGCUCUUGCUCAACCAUCUCCCCCUGUUGAAAAGAUUGUCAAGAAUAAAACUACACCUGUUACUGAAAAGCGUAAAACUCCCUCUUCGCCACCUCCUAAACCCUCUGCCAGAGAACCUCAGCUUUACUCUAAGGAAAGGGAAAGACGAAUUCCAAUGACAAGGCUUCGGAGGCGGGUUAGUAUAAGAUUGAAGGACUCACAGAACACAUUCGCAAUGCUGACGACAUUCAAUGAAGUUGAUAUGACCAAUUUGAUGAAGCUUCGUUCUGAGUACAAGGAUGCAUUUGUUGAGAAGCACGGAGUCAAGUUGGGGCUUAUGUCUGGAUUUAUCAAAGCUGCCGUCAGUGGUCUCCAAAACCAGCCUACUAUUAAUGCAGUCAUUGAUGGGGACGAUAUCAUAUGCAGAGAUUACAUAGAUAUAAGUAUAGCCGUUGGCACUCCAAAGGACCUUGUUGUGCCAGUUAUCCGCAAUGUUGAUCAAAUGAAUUUUGCUGAGAUAGAGAAGGAGAUCAACACCCUCGCAAAGAAAGCAAACGAUGGAUCUAUAUCGAUCGACGAGAUGGCUGGAGGUACAUUUACAAUAUCCAGUGGAGUUUAUGGAAGCCUUCUAAGUACCCCCAUCAUCAACCCCCUUCAGUAGGCAAUCUUGAGCAUGCACUCAAUAGUUAACCGUCCAAUGGUUGUCGGAGGCAACAUUGUCCCGCGGCCGAUGAUGUACGUUGCUCUUACCUAUGACCAUAGGCUCAUUGAUGGAAGAGAGGCAGUUUACUUCUUGCGUCGUAUUAAAGAUGUUGUGGAGGACCCUCGGAGGCUUCUCCUCGACGUAUGAAGCCCCCCAUCAGCAGUGGUACGUGAUUUGAUUCGGGUUUUUGGAAAAAAUCUGAUAUACUACAGGAAACAUUGAUAUACUACAGGAAACAUAAAUACGUAAGGCACCAUUUUUGGUAGGAUUUUGAUCUGUUAACUGAGAUCCUAGGUGAGUUGUUCAAUUGAGGCUUGUCAGGUUGCGUUUUCUAAUUCUAAUGGUUGAUCGACCCCGUUUUCUAGAUGUUUUGAGCUAUUGUGAAUCUUAUAUGGUACGAAUUAUUUCCAAGGAACAACAUUUAUUUAGAACUACAAACCUUUUUGUAGAAUAUAUCUUAUUGUCGAAAGACAUUAUAUCCUUAUCAAUUCUUGGAUUUUGUUUCGGCUGAUGAUUCGAAUGGUUUAUUUUCAUGAUGUCCUUAACAUUGUCAUUGUUAUUUGUUUUUGCUUUGCAGAGUCCGAGUAAGGAGAUUGGCCCGUUCAGAAAAGUCUUUAUCUAAAUGGAUUCUUAUUCUUUUUUCUUUUCUUUUUUUAUUUAAAUGAGGAUUAGUUGUGAGGCCUAUCAUACAUUGAAUUUCAACGAUUCGAACUGUCAAUUUUUCUAAGUCUUUAUUUAUAGAUCCUCCUUGCAAAAUGAGUAGUCGAACCCAGGACGAUGCUUAUCCUUUCCAAUCAAUGUAAUCCAAAAUUUUCUUGUGAUCCAAAUUCGAUCAUAUAUUCAGUCAUGAAACGUGAACUUGUGAAUCUCAACUUGUGAUCCAGUCGGAUCAUAGAUUGAUUUGUAUUGAUUACCAACAAUUAUAAUAUUCUCGUAUUUCUUGAGCUGCAUUUAGGAAAACCAAAACCACUCUCCAGACCAAAAUUCCCAAAAAUCAUCCCAUUUUUCGGUUCCCAGGCAGCUCCUGGUGAACGAACUGAAUCUAACAUCCACUAAAACUGAUUUAGAACCAGCCCGAAAUUCGAAAACGCCAAAAAAUAAAAUGGUAACAAUUUCGGAUUCAAAUUUGGUGCAAGAGAAGUGUUGUAUGCAAUAAUGGAGAUUGUCUCUGACAGAGCAGAAAUGCACAAGAACAUUUAGGAUCCGGAGCGUCCAUUCUGCCCCUCACGCUCUCUGCCAGCCUCCUCUACAUUUCCGUCACCAGGAUUCUGUUGGUGAUGAACAAAAUCCAACCUUCCCCGCUUCCUCUUUUGGGGACCAUGAUCGAGAAGUUCCCUUCCCGCAUGGAGCCAGCUGUGUGGUGGCCGGACGAGCUACAGGCUAAACAUGAAAAGGUAGGCGAGGAGGCGGCGGAGAGGAAGGGAUGGGAUGAGAAGUUGGAGGAGGAAAUGAAGGGGGUGUUGGGCAUGGUGAGAGAAAAGGACGGUGCGGAAACGAGGGA